Drosophila eugracilis is the source of this 1990-nucleotide messenger RNA. RefSeq names its product LIM homeobox transcription factor 1-beta. Gene Ontology annotation, molecular function: DNA-binding transcription factor activity, RNA polymerase II-specific; RNA polymerase II transcription regulatory region sequence-specific DNA binding. The record is from RefSeq and is a predicted model, not a curated record. Lineage: Eukaryota; Metazoa; Arthropoda; Insecta; Diptera; Drosophilidae. The transcript is spliced from 6 exons. Gene Ontology annotation, biological process: neuron differentiation; regulation of transcription by RNA polymerase II. The coding region runs from base 238 to 1893 and encodes 551 amino acids. Gene Ontology annotation, cellular component: nucleus.
UCAAGCAUCGCGUUUCGUAACAGGGCCAGGUCAGCAGUCCGAGACUGGCCGCCCCAAAUCUGUAAUUUCCAAUUGCAAUCUUUUUACAGUUCGAGCCUUGAAAUGUGUCUUUAUCUGUCUUGAUAUGUGUGUUUUAUGAUGUGUAGGGAAAUCCUGGUGAAAAUUCUGGCGAAAAUUAUGUAAAACUCAGUGAACGUGAUUUUAUGGUUUUCCUUUUUCGAACUAACUGAUUUCAAUAUGAUCGAUGAACAGCAUCCUAUGCAGAUUGGAAUGUUUCCGAUGGACAUAAAAUGUCAACAGCAACAGCAGCAGCAGCAGCAGCAACAACAACAACAACAGCAGCAGCAGCAACUGCCACAAACUGGGGGCCUCAAUCAACUGCUGUUGAACGGAAAUGAACGCAUGUUAACAACACCAACGACAGCGGCAACAUCGGUAGCGGCUACCGGAAGGAGUACGGCGGCAACAUCGAGUGCCAAAGCCGGAGUAGCCCACAAUGACAAAAUGGCGUCAGUCAGCAGAAAUGUCAACGGAAGUUGCAGCAACCACAACAACAGCAGCAACAUCAGCACCAACAUCGCCAUAAACAAGCAACAGCCGAUGGGCAUGGGCCAAAUGCCAGGACCAGGAACAGGACCUGGACCUGGACCCGGUCCCGGACCACCCAACCAUUCCCUCUGCAAUCGCAUCACCUUGGGCGAGUGCACCCUCAAUGGAAUGGACGGCUUUGCCACACCGGCAGCCCCGCCUCCAUCGGCAUCCAACACACCGCAAGCGCCUCAGGGAAUGGUACCCAGUUCCGGAAUGAGCAUGGAAUUGAGCACGGGCAUGGGUGGUGCUCCAUUGAGCCAGUGUGCCCACUGCUGUCAGCCCAUUUGCGAUCGCUACAUAAUGCGCGUGGUGGAGAACUCCUUUCAUGAAGGCUGCCUCAAGUGCACCGCCUGCUCGUUGCACCUGGUGCACUCGUGCUACGCGAGGGAGGGCAAACUCUACUGCCGCAUCGACUAUGAGAGACUUUACAUCCGCAAUCAUUGCCUUGGCUGUGGCCUUAAAAUCGCCGCAGAUGAGCUGGUGAUGAGAUGUCACGAGAACGUCUUCCAUCUAAAGUGCUUCGCCUGUGUGGUUUGUGGGGCUCUCCUGAAGAAGGGGGAGCAGUACGUGGUGAAGCAGGGACAACUCUUCUGCCGCUUCGACUACGAGAAGGAGGUGGAGAUGUUACAGGGAUAUGAUUUCUACGGUGAUGAGCUUUUUCCACCCAAACUGGACGGAAGACGUGGACCCAAGCGGCCAAGGACUAUACUGAAUACCCAGCAAAGAAGGGCCUUCAAGGCCUCCUUUGAAAUUUCGCCCAAGCCCUGUCGAAAAGUGAGAGAGAACCUGGCCAAGGAUACGGGAUUGAGUCUAAGGAUUGUGCAGGUCUGGUUCCAAAACCAACGAGCAAAGGUCAAAAAGAUACAGAAGAAGGCCAAGCAGGAGCCGCCCAGCAAGGGAGCCAGUGACUCGCAGGAUUCGCAGGAGUCCCUGGACAGUAGUCUGGCCACUAAGAUCAAGGACGAGGCGCACAGCGACAGUGAGUCGCAGAUGGAAUCACCAUAUUCCACGACAUCGGAUGGACUGACCCGGAUGCGAUGCACCAUUAAGGACGAACAGGAGCAAGUGCCCUUCAAUUGCAUGGAGACCAAUAAAGAAAACUGCAACAAGAACAACGAGCCCAUACUGAAUACCAUUCUGGGUCUGAGUUAUGCCACAUUUCAGCAGCUAAUGGGUCCCUUUGCUCAAACACCCAUGAUCAAUCCAAUCGACCGGCUAUAUAGCAUGCAGAGCUCCUACUUUCGGCCGGAGGAGCUGCAAGCCUAUGGGGAAUGCGGCGUCAAGGAUGCCAUGGAUCACUAGUCUGGCCUUGUUAGGCCAUCGAAUUUUAAGCCCAAAUCAAAAUUAGACCUUGUAAAAUAAAAGAAUGUUAAUGUGCUAGCAGUCGAACUUAAACACA